AAAAGGAAAAGGACUGGAACUGGAACGCGUGUUGUGUUCGUUCGAAGUGUAAAGCUUUCGGUAGUGGCAGAGGUUAAAAUUGUGUGUUACAAAGUUUAAUACUUUGUAUGGAUUUAAUGUGGUUCUUUUAAGAUUUCUAUAAUUUAAUAGUGAUUAUCAAUUCUUUAUCAGUUUAAAUACAAUAUCAGUAUCUUCAUUCCAUUUAAACAUGACGGAAUCCAGAAUAGAGCAGAUGAAGCAGACUAUAGCCAGCAAAGUCAAAGGAAUUGAAAUGUACAACCCAGAAAACUUGAAGACAUUUGAGCUCUAUGUGGAGAUGCAGUCUCAAGAAAAUGUAUAUGAUCUUGAGGCAAACUUGGUUGUUUUGAAGUUUUAUCAAUUCAGCCAGAAAUACGAUAUCAAAAUUACUUCCCAAAUCCUGUUGAAGGCAUUAACAAAUUUCCCUCAUACAGAUUUCAUCCUUUGCAAGUGCCUUUUGAAUGAGCAGCUUUGUAAAGAACACCCAAUCAAUCAGAUAAUCUACUUGGCAGAUCUGCUAGAAUGUUGUGACCUGCAGAUGUUCUGGGAAGAAGUUUACAAGAUGUCAGACCUUUGCUCACAGAUCACAGGGUUCAAUGACUCUAUCCGCAAGUUUGUCUGCCAUGUUGUGGGUAUCUCGUUCCAGUCCAUUCAGCGCUCUCUCUUGGCUCAGUUGCUGGGUGGAGUCGAUGACAAUGAUUUGAGAUUUUGGGUCCAGAAGUAUGGAUGGAAAGAAGAACCCAACAACAUCAUCUUCAUUGCCAAUCAAGAUGAGAAUGUCAAGACCAAAAACAUCACUGAAAAGAUUGAUUUUGACAAUGUUGCCAACCUGAUGGCUUCCUGCCGAUAACUUUUGUUCAAAUAAAUACAAAAUUUUCAUAA
Homalodisca vitripennis (glassy-winged sharpshooter) is the source of this 900-nucleotide messenger RNA. RefSeq names its product eukaryotic translation initiation factor 3 subunit K (gene eIF3k). The record is from RefSeq and is a predicted model, not a curated record. Gene Ontology annotation, cellular component: cytoplasm; eukaryotic translation initiation factor 3 complex. The transcript is spliced from 4 exons. Gene Ontology annotation, molecular function: ribosome binding; translation initiation factor activity. Gene Ontology annotation, biological process: regulation of translational initiation. NCBI's taxonomy places the organism in Eukaryota, Metazoa, Arthropoda, Insecta, Hemiptera, Cicadellidae. Bases 209 to 868 code for a protein of 219 amino acids.